This is a messenger RNA of Syngnathoides biaculeatus (alligator pipefish), 3344 nucleotides long. It is a transcript of the gene crlf1a, whose product is annotated as cytokine receptor-like factor 1a. Gene Ontology annotation, biological process: cytokine-mediated signaling pathway. The record is from RefSeq and is a predicted model, not a curated record. Bases 182 to 1366 code for a protein of 394 amino acids. Gene Ontology annotation, cellular component: external side of plasma membrane. Gene Ontology annotation, molecular function: protein binding; cytokine receptor activity. The transcript has 9 exons. Lineage: Eukaryota; Metazoa; Chordata; Actinopteri; Syngnathiformes; Syngnathidae.
GAGAGGACUUAGCGACUUGGACGUCCUGCAAGUUUUUUUUGUUUUUUUUUUUACUAUUUUUUCAUUUUUAAAGUACACUUUGUGUGCGCAGAGCGAAGGAAACCAUAAAGUCAUAUCAAUAAUAAUAAUAAUAUUAAAAAAAAAAAAAAAAACGAAAGCAACGGAGGCACGAAAGAGGGUCAUGGAGACGUGCUCACGGACUCUCCUGCUGUUGCUGCUCCUGCACUCCGCUGCCGUCUUGUCCUUGUCCACACAUGUGGCGUUGGUCUACCCGCAGGAUCCCGUCCUCCGCGUGGGCUCUAACCUGACGGCCACCUGCUGGAUGCACCCGGACGCCGGCGUCCACGCCGGCUCGCUGUACUGGACGCUCAACGGCCAGAGGCUGCCCGCCUCCACGUACCGGACGCUGAGCCCCAGCAACCUCAGCGUGACGCUCAGCGGUCUCAACGCCUCGCGGCAGACGUCGGGCGACAAUCUGGUGUGCCACAACCACAAGGGACACAUCCUGGCCGGGUCCUGCAUCUACGUCGGAAUGCCUCCGGAGAAGCCUCUCAAUUUGACGUGCUGGUCGCGGAACACCAAAGACCUGACGUGCAGCUGGGCGCCGGGAGGGAAGGGGGAGACCAGCAUUAGCACCCAGUACUUGCUCAAGUACAAGCUGAGGUGGUACGGCGAGGAGAAGGAGUGCGACGACUACGUUCACGCUCAGCCGUACUCGUGCAGCAUCACCCGCGACCUGCACCUCUUCACCCCUUACGAGAUCUGGGUGGAGGCGUCCAACCAGCUGGGCCGGGCCGCUUCCGACGUCAUCGCGCUGGACAUUCUCGACGUGGUGACCACGGACCCCCCGUCGGGGGUGACGGUGAGUCGCGUUGGGCAGCUUGAGGACCAGCUGAGCGUCCGCUGGGAGGCCCCGCCGGGGCUCAAGGACUUCCUGUUCCAGGCCAAGUACCAGAUCCGCUACAGGCUGGAGGACAGCCAAGACUGGAAGGUGAUGGAUGACGUGGGAAAUCAGACGUCUUGCAGGCUGGCGGGACUCAGACCUGGAACUGUGUAUUUUGUGCAGGUCCGAUGUAACCCGGUGGGCAUCUACGGUUCCCGCAAAGCUGGGAUCUGGAGCGAGUGGAGUCAUCCCACAGCUGCGUCCACCCCGCACAGUGAGCGGGCGCCGCCGGGCUCGUGCGACCCGAAGUCCAGCGGCGACUCCAACUCGACGCUGCGUCGCGAGCUGAAGCAGUUUUUCGGCUGGGCCCGCAAACACGUGUACGGCUGCAGCAGCAUGACCAUGAAGCACUACGACCAGUGGCGGGUGCUCAUGCAGAAGUCGCACAAAGCACGCAACCAGGUAGGUUCUCCAAGGGGAUAAGUCGUAGCACAUGCCGAGUGGAAGAAAAAAAAAAAACAACAACACGCAGCCGUUGGAGCGACGAGCAGAGGAUGCUUGUUAAAAGAAGAAGAAGAAAAAAAAAAGAGAGAAAAAUGUUUGGCAAGAACUGGUCUUGGUUUUUUUUUUUUUUUUUUGCGGCCAGAUGACAUCGUUGCGUUUUCAUCUGUUAAAGUCUCCCCCCCCCCCCCCCAAACAAGAAGGCAAUCAGGCGUUUGGGAAACAAAACUUCCCCGCAUCUUCAUUGUUUGCAUAUUCCCAGAUGGGAAGAGUACAAAACGUUACGUACGGCGCAAAACUGUUUGCUGACUUUGAAGUGAAAAAUCGCUCUCUUUAAAAAAAAAAAAAUGGCUGACAGAUGAUUUAGAAAAAAAAAAAAAAAAAAAAAAGGUAGCAGGGGUGCACAUGUACACGCACUUGACGCAAAGACUCUCCACUAUCGACCCAGGCCAACUGCAAAACCUCUCUGCUGUGAUGUCACUUCAGCGUACGUCCUUGACACCAACAUUACUAGAUUGAUGUCAUUCUUAGUCGUGUCCUAUUCCUUGUAGAUAUCUUGUGAAAUUUCAGAAAGGCCAGGACAACCAUAUAUGUAUUUUUUUUAAAUAACCUGCUCAGGAUAGGUUUAAAAAAAAAACAAAGGAAACUAAGUGAAUAAUAAACUUUGAAUGUGCACCGGAUUGCCCAUAGUACAGAGCCCCUAAAGGGACAUUGGAAAAAAAAAAAAAACUGGUUUCUCAUUGUGAUGAGAAAGUUUCUCAUUGUAAUGAGUAACUAGUCCAUUGCAUGUGUGCAUCUAUGAAAUACCCUUGUUCCUUAUUCAGGAAGCUACCGCUAGCAGUUAAAUAAGCUACGACUACCUGAACGCAGGAAGCUCUGGAUCCCUUAAAGGGACAAAAAAACCCCAACUGGUUUCUCAUUGUAAUGAGUAAGUUUCUCAUUAUUAAGUUACUCAUUACAAUGAGAGUGUCGAAAAACGGCUACCUGUGGGUCUUAGCUUAUUUACCUGCUAGCGGUAGCUUCCUGCGUUCAGGUAAUCGUAGCUUAUUUACCUGCUAGCGGUCGCUUCCUAAAUAAGGGUCUUUGAUACAUGCAAUGGACUAGUUACUCAUUACAAUGAGAUGGUUUCUCAUUUUAAUGAGAAACUAGUUAGUCCCCCCCCAAUGUCCCUUUAGGAAGAUACCACUAGCAGGUAAAUAAGAUACGACCCACAGGUAGCCGUUUUUCGACUAUCACAUUGUAACGAGUAACUUACUCAUUGCAAUGACAAAGUUACUCAUUACAAUGAGUAACUUCAUUACAAUGAAAAAAAAAACUGUUACACACCCCCCCCCCCCCAUGUCCCUAUAGGGGCUCCAUACUGCAGUACACUACAUAGUCCAAAUGCCUGAUUCUGACUGAAUGCCAUUUUUUUUAUAUAUAGAUUUUUUUGGGCCCGUCUAUUUCAAGCAACACCCGUAUCCAAAAUAAAUUCAACCAACAGAACCCGCAAAAAUGAACCAGAGACACAAAAUUGAACGCACGCAAUUUCAGAACCAUCAACAUGGUUAUAAUAAAAAUAAAAUUGUCGUGAGCAAGGCUUGGCCACUGCCUUGCUCACGACAACAACAAAAGUUAUACGGCGUUUAGUUGCUCACGGUCGACGCUUGAAGUUUGCAGCGAUGACGUUUAUGGACAUUUAUCCACAUUUGGAAGAUAUUAAUAUUAAGUGCACCUCAAAAGAAACUUUUGAGUCACUUGAACCAUCCAAGGUCAAUCCAGCCUUCGUUUUCAGUAUUUCUAAAAUGUGUGUGCAAAUGUUUUUUUGGUUGUUUUUUGUUUUUAAAGCCAGACUUCUCUCGCCUCGCCUUUAUUUUUGUACUGGAUCACAGCAGCAUAUUUAAGAGUGUGGAAGGUGAUGUGUUUUUUAUUAUUUCUAAGUUAUGUUUUAGCUCGUGAAUAAAAAAAAAAAAAAAUUGAA